Molecule: messenger RNA, 4026 nt
Organism: Owenia fusiformis
Lineage: Eukaryota; Metazoa; Annelida; Polychaeta; Sabellida; Oweniidae
Source: the annotation of a GenBank genome assembly
AUGGGGAACAACAGCAGCUCCCUCGGGGGUGCAGCAGAUGAAGAGCUGUUGAUACCUUCAGUUGGUCAGAUUACACCAGGCACCGAUGUAACCUCAACCCCAACGACUCUAGAAGGAAUAAACGAGACACAAGUAGCAACAACAAAUGCACCAGCUUCAGUCACCAAAUCAAGAAGCAGAUGGAAGAUUUUAAAUUGUUUUACAAACGCUCCAUCUGAGAGUAAAGACAUGUCCACCGACACAGAAGCUCUAUUCGAGAGGAAAGAAAUAUCUACCGAUACACAGUGUUUGCUAAAAACGGGAAAUAUAUCGACAAACACAGAAGCUCCAUUCGAGAGGAAAGAAACAUCUACCGACACAGUCUGUUUGACAAAAACGGGAAAUAUAUCGACAAACACAGAAGCUCAAUUCGAGAGGAAAGAAACAUCCACCGACACGGACUGUUUGAUAAAAACGGGAAAUAUAUCGACAAACACAGAAGCUCAAUUCGAGAGGAAAGAAACAUCCACCCACACGGUCUGUUUGAUAAAAACGGGAAAUAUAUCGACAAACACAGAAGCUCCAUUCGAGAGGAAAGAAAUGUCAACCGUCACAGACUGUUUGAUAAAAACGGGAAAUAUAUCGACAAACACAGAAGCUCCAUUCGAGAGGAAAGAAAUGUCUACCGACACGGACUGUUUGGCAAAAACGGAAAAUAUAUCGACAAACACAGAAGCUCCAUUCGAGAGGAAAGAAAUGUCUACCGACACGGACUGUUUAAUAAGAAAGGGAAACAUAUCGACAAACACAGAAGCUUCAUUCGAGAGGAAAGAAAUCUCAACCGACACAGACUGUUUGAUAAAAAUGGAAAAUACAUCGACAGAUACAGAGAAUCUACUUGAUAAAAGAGAGAUGUCCACUGACACUGGUAAAUUAGUACAAAAAUGGACUGAAACAGCUAGUGAUUCAUAUGAAACCUUUCCUAUGGGUCAAACUCAGGAAGGCAAAGAAAAUGGACUGAAACUUGAGAUCUUGAACAAACUUGAACAAGAAGAAAAAGAAAUUACAAGCAAUCUGAAGCAGCUGAAUAUCAUUCAAAACGACUUUGAAGAAAGAAAAUCAGUUUUGGAAGACCAGAGGAAAGAACAAUCAAAUAAGCACGUGAUGGCAUUGUGUGAUAUUGGUAACAUCCACAGGUGGAGGGCUAAACUUACAGCGAGGAAACUAGAGUAUGUGAAGAGUAUUGCUCUGUUUGAAUGUGCCGAAGUUCACCUUCAAGAAUGUUCAAAUGAUGUUAAGAAGCAGGAAUCUGAAAGAAUAAAACAAGAAAGGAAGUUUACUUUGCGAGAAUUCCUAAGCGGAAGUACAAUGGCAACAUUAGAUGACAAAGUUCUACAGUUUGAGAAAGAUAAUAACACCAACAAAGAUACUCUGAGAAAAAUACGAGAAAUUAUGAAAACUAAACUUAGAAAUUUAAACAGAGAGCAUGGUGGAUGUCCCAUUGAUCUGGAUGAGGCACACAAAAAAUUAGAAAAAGAGUACAUAGAACAAGUCAGCGAAAUCUUAAAAUGGAAUCACGGAGAAAUAAAAAAGUUCAUAGAAUUGUUAGUGAACCAGAGUAGAAAAAUGUUUGAAUUUUACAAUGAUGACUUUGCUUUUAUAGCAUUUGGAUCCUUCUCGAGAAAGGAAACAACACCAUUUUCCGACGUAGAAUUCGCAGUUGUCGUAAACACAAAUGACUUUGGCAUAGUUCCCGAGUAUAAAGUACAGUUAAUGAACAUCAUUAUGUGUGUACACAUCAAACUACUUAUGCUUGGUGAAACAAUUUUACCUGCUAUGCACAUUGACUCUCUCAAGGACUUGUAUUACGAUGACCGAACACACGUGUCCGUGAAGCAAGGAAUGUCCUUUGAUGGAUUGAUGCCACAUGCGAAUAAAACACCCUAUUUUGAAGAUCCUCAAAAUGAAUUCUCACUCACAGACACUAAGAAAGCAUCCAUGAGGUACUUUGAAGCCAAUGGAAAUUUGAGCAAAAUACUCUACUUCUAUAAGGGAGAUUUUGAGAUUCUAUAUGGUGACGAUUCAGUUGCAGAUGAGAUGAAAGACCUCUUUAAAAAAGAUGGGGUGAAACGCAAUAAGAUCAUAGACGGAAUAAUGAAAGAGUUCAAGGGUGACUUGAUGAAAUAUUCGUGCACUAAGAAGAUCUAUGAUGCCAAGUUUAACGAACACCUGCUAACAGAUAUAGAACUCAGUGUCAAGAAGGAGCUGUACCGUCUCCCUAGUGUGGUUAUCAACAACCUGCUUCAUCUACUGGGAAGCAAGACAACCUGUAUAUGGGAUGUAAAAGGAGUGAAAGGCCUGAGCGAUGAUAACCUACACAACCUUACAAUGAUCCUAGCGUUAGCUACAGAGUUCAGACUCAGGUGUUACGCAGAGAAUAAUGGCCAAGUGGACGAGGUCAAAGGACAGCUGUUUCCUGAUGUAUUCCUGAGCGAAAACAAAGAGAAAUCGAAACAGUUCAUCGAAGAUUUGGUAUUGCGCUACUACAUGACAGCUAUUCCCUUAGUUUCCAGUAUCGAGCAACAUAGUCACAAACGAGGGGAAACGGGCGUAACUAAAGAGCAGAAAGGAGAGGCAUUGCUCAAGGCAGUAGGAACACAGCCCUUGUAUGAUGCAUCACUUCUUAACCACGCAAUGGCAUAUCUACUGAUUGAAAAAGACGAGAAGGCAAAAGAGUACCUCGGUAAAGCCAAUGCGGAAUAUCUCAAACAAGAAAAUCCCGUGGAUCACAAUAAGCUUAUUCUACAGAUUCUCUUAAACAUGUACAUCAAUGAUGCAGACAACAGCAACGAAUUCUUGAACCUCGGUCCACGUGUCAUUGAUACAAGUAACAGUGAUGUAGUCAACACUCUCGGAAAUGCAUUAAUACAGCGAGGUGAACCGCAUGAAGCAGAAAAAGUAUUGAAAGAGUGUGCAAACAAACAUGGAACUGACGAGUGUUACAAGCUGCUGACAACAGCUCUAGUCAAAAAUCGUAAGGGUGAAGAACUACAGAAGAUUCUAACUGAAAAACCGGAACUUCAACUAAGAGAAAGAUUAAAGGAUGAUAUAGAUGCGGUUAUAACACAGUGGCAGCAGCAGCAGCAGCAGAUAGAAGUAUUGCGGAAAUACAAACCAAAGACAAUACAAAGAGAAGGGUUUUCUGGCUACCCCCAAAUUCACUCCCUGGCUGCUGCAGGUACUACUGGUAUAGUGAUGAUUGUGUUGUCAGGGUAUAACAACUAUAAAGCAAUCCUCUGCAACAAACAACUCAAAGAGAUGAAAACACUGAACACAACUGGUAAUCCAUAUCGAGUGAUAUCAAGCCCUGAUGGUCUGGGUGUGGCAGUACUGUGUGAGAGAGAUGAUAACACUUGGAUUGUGCAGGUGUUUAACACAUCAGGGGACCACAAGCGAGACAUACCAUUACCAGAUACAAUCAAACCUAAAGCUAUUGCAGUGAAUAGUAUUGGUCAGAUGGUGAUUGCGGAUGGCACCAAUGGGUCCUUAGUGUUCAUCAACUGGCAGUCUGGGAAGGUAGAACACACCACACCAUCUGGAUUGUUCACACCAUCUGGAUUGACCGACCGAGGCUACAAGACAUGCACCAGUGGUUACUACCCAUUCAUAGCUGUGACUAAACAGGAUCACAUCACAAUAUCCAACCGUGACACUAAUAUCAUCAGAUGUGUAGACAGUCAUGGUGAGGAAGUGUUCACAUACAGUGGUGAGGGUAAGAAUGCACUGAAUCGUCCCCGUGGUGUGUGUGUAGACACACUGGGGAAUAUCCUAGUAGCUGACUUUGGUAACAACAGAGUGCAAUUACUCUCACCCGAUGGCACCUUCAUCAGACACGUACUGUCAGAAAGUGAUGGGUUGAAGUGGCCAUGGUCUCUCGCAAUGGACACAGAGGACAACCUGCUAAUAGGAACAGGGCUUCCCCCUUUCAUAGUUGUUAUAGGAGAAUUGCCUCAACCUGAAGCAUUUAUAGUGAAAUAUAAGCCGUAG